This is a messenger RNA of Trypanosoma grayi, 957 nucleotides long. RefSeq lists its product as hypothetical. Lineage: Eukaryota; Euglenozoa; Kinetoplastea; Trypanosomatida; Trypanosomatidae. The transcript has a single exon. Bases 1 to 957 code for a protein of 318 amino acids. The record is from RefSeq and is a predicted model, not a curated record.
AUGAUCAUUCGAAUCAUAGGUGACAACUGGGUUCCGGAGGACAAGGUCCUGAUUAGCGUACGGGAAGAUGAUGCUGUGAGCUCAUCUCUCCCAAACAUCAUGAAGAAGCUUUCGAUAAAGCGGAUGGGGGACUUCAAGGUGUACCAUGCAGUUAGAGAACGAAAAUGUGAUUAUGACCGACCCAUUGAUUAUAAAUGCACCUGGAGACAACUUGGUAUUUCUGGUGGCAGCGCUAUCUAUUUAAGCAAGAAGGAGCCCCCAUCGCUGGAGGAAGCACCAACGGCAGCUGACAAUGAACAAAACAAGAAGCAAAAUGAGGGUGCUUCAGUAGACGUUCCUCUGGAGCAUAAAGCUGCUGAUCCUGGCGAUGUUCCAUCAAGCUUUGACAGUGCCCAAGUAGAACGUGGCGCUUAUGUAGAUUUGAUAUCUCAACCCCCACACGGUUCUUCGCCUACUUGUAAAACAACAGUAGAACCGCUAUUGACUCAACCACCGCAGCAACCUGAACUAAAAAUUUCCGUUCCACCAGUGCAGCCGUACGAUGGUGAAGUAAAAACAGAUCUUAUUGUAUCGAACACCUCUCACGCUGGCUUUGGUCAAAAACAACACGAAAACCUACUUCCCGUCGAUAAAAUUAACUCUUUACGGGUUAAUAGACCUGAAUUUGAGGUUAAAGAUGGUGGUGGUAUUCCUUUCACACCAGAUAUUAACCAUCGUACCACUUAUGAUUUUCAAAUCCCGGCUUCACGCGUUCAAGAAGAGAGUCGUGCAAAUAUAGUAGAAAGUAAUGUCACACUCCGUCGGUGUGAACGUGCAGCCUACGUGAUUUCACUGUAUGAGUUUGCGCAUCUGGAGUCACAGAGGCAACUCCGACGAGCAGAGGAAUUACGCCGUGAAGCUCAGCGAGGCGUGCCUCGCUCACAGUUGACGAUAUCUGAACCAUUGUACAGAAUAUGA